AUGCAAAGAAGUUUAUUAUCUCAAUUAUUAAACAAUGGUAGAAAAUUUGCUACCCCAGUUACACCAUUCAGACAAAGUAAUUGUAUUAUUCCAACCCAACCAUUCAUUCAAUCACAAGGACAACCACAACAACCCCCACAACAACAAGUAGAACAACCAAAAAUGGAAAUCCCCACUGAAGAAAAUACUGAAAUUGAAUUAACUGCAAGAAACUCUGCAAAGAAAUAUCACAAUAUUCAUCAUUAUACAAUUUGUUCAAAAUGUGCCACACCAAAACUUAAACAUAAUCUUUGUAUGGUUUGUUUAAGAAAGAAUUCAAUUUAA
Dictyostelium purpureum is the source of this 324-nucleotide messenger RNA. RefSeq lists its product as uncharacterized. Bases 1 to 324 code for a protein of 107 amino acids. The record is from RefSeq and is a predicted model, not a curated record. The transcript has 2 exons. Lineage: Eukaryota; Evosea; Eumycetozoa; Dictyosteliales; Dictyosteliaceae.